AUGCAGCUGCCAUGGGCGAACAACGAGAAGACAUGGCCAGCACAACGGCAUGCAGGAUGCCCUCAACACGACGACGACGACGACGACCUGGAAGUGCCAUGUCCGCCGCAUACGACGGAGCGCAAACUGGUGACGCGCAUCGACUUCCACGUCGUCCCGUUUCUGUGCAUCCUGUACUUGCUCGCCUUCCUGGACCGAGUCAACAUCGCCAACGCCAACGUCUUCGGCCUGAGCAAGGAGCUUGGCCUGCAGGGCGAUGAGUACAACACCGCGCUCGUCAUCUUCUUCGUGCCCUACGUGCUGUUCGAAAUCCCAUCCAAUAUCCUGCUCAAGAAGUUCAAGCCGCAUGUGUGGUUGAGUCUGAACAUGUUCUUGUUCGGCUUCGUGACAAUCAUGCAGGGCAUUGUCACCAGCUACUCCGCCCUGCUCACCACCAGAUUCUUUCUCGGUGUCUUCGAGACUGGCAUGUUCCCGGGAUGCUUCUACCUCAUCGGAAUGUGGUAUCGGCGGUCUGAGGCCCAGAAACGAUACAGCUUCUUCUUUUCCAGCACCACGCUAGCAGGCGCCUUUGGUGGUUUGCUCGCUGCUGCAAUCGGCAAGAUGGACGGCGUUUCAGGCUACGCAGGAUGGAGAUGGAUCUUCAUCCUCGAAGGAGCACUCACCGUCGCCGUGUCCUUCAUUUUCUUCUUCCUUCUCCCAAGCUUUCCAGAGCAGGCCAAGUGGCUGGGCGACGACGAGAAGGCUUAUGUUGCAGCCAGGCUGCGCAAGGAUCAAGGCCAAUCUGCCCUCGAGCGAUCCAUCACCGCCAAAGAUGUCGCGAACGUCUUCAAAGAUUACAAAGUCAUCGUUGCUGGCUUCAUGUACUUCGGCUUGAUCGUUCCGGCCUAUGGCUAUGCCUACUUCGCACCCGGCAUCAUCCAAAGCUACGGAUACACUCCCAUUCAGACACAGCUGCACUCCGUGCCUCCUUGGGCAGCAGCCUUUGGCUUCGCAAUGCUCAUGGCCACUAUCUCCGAUGCAGCCAAACAUCGCUUCGGCUUCGCUGUCUUCAGCAUAUGUAUUUCCAUCGCUGGUUUCGCGACUCUCAUCACAGUACAUGACAACCGCCAUGUGCAAUACGGAGCACUAUUCCUGGUGACCAUGGGUACAUAUACCGCCAUGCCUAUCAUUGUAUGUUGGUUCAACAUGAACCUCGGAGGCCACCAUCGUCGUUCUGUGGGCUCUGCAUGGCAAGUCGGAUUCGGAAACAUCGGAGGUAUCAUUGCAGUGUUCGCAUUUUUGAAGAAGGACGCACCCAAGUACACCCCGGGAUACUCGAUCUGCAUUGCAUUCACCAUCUUGAGCAUUUUAGCGUGCAUUAUUUACGGAGCAGGAUGCUACCUGGCCAACAAGAAGCGAGACAAACAAGCGAUCGAUCUCAGCCUGACGGAGCACGAGAAGACGGAGCUUGGCGACAUGAAUCCCACGUAUAGGUAUCUGCUGUAG
This is a messenger RNA of Pseudocercospora fijiensis CIRAD86, 1485 nucleotides long. RefSeq lists its product as uncharacterized. The transcript is spliced from 2 exons. Gene Ontology annotation, molecular function: transmembrane transporter activity. Gene Ontology annotation, biological process: transmembrane transport. The record is from RefSeq and is a predicted model, not a curated record. Gene Ontology annotation, cellular component: plasma membrane. Bases 1 to 1485 code for a protein of 494 amino acids. NCBI's taxonomy places the organism in Eukaryota, Fungi, Ascomycota, Dothideomycetes, Mycosphaerellales, Mycosphaerellaceae.